Candidula unifasciata is the source of this 626-nucleotide messenger RNA. Lineage: Eukaryota; Metazoa; Mollusca; Gastropoda; Stylommatophora; Geomitridae. The record is from the annotation of a GenBank genome assembly.
AUGUUCAAAGCGCAGAGCAUAAUUCAAAGACUGACUUCACAUCUCUCUGUCGUACACAGACACUCACGCACGCGCACAUAUACAGGCAGCAUCCUGGUUGCUGUCAACCCAUACAAGAUGUUUAACAUCUAUGUCUGCGAAAGACAAUUUGUUGCUGUUAACAUUUCCUGCAAAUUGUUGAUUUAUCUUCCCAGGCAUCUGUUUGCUAUUGGCAGUGCUUCUUACAUCAAGAUGAUAAAAGAUACAGAGAAUCAAGUUUUGGUCAUUAGGUCAAGUGGUGCUGGGAAGACAGAGAGCACCAAACUUAUCAUGCAAUACUUGGCAGCUGUGAAUAGAUCAGGCAACAACCUUAUCACAGAGCAGAUCCUGGAGGCAAAUCCCCUGCUGGAAUCCUUCGGCAAUGCCAAGACUAUACGCAAUGACAACUCUUCUCGUUUUGGAAAAUACAUUGAAGUGUACUUCAAAAGUGGAUCAAUCGUUGGAGCCAAAUUAUCAGAGUAUCUUCUUGAGAAGUCCAGAAUUGUCACCCAAGCUCCAGAAGAGAGAAACUAUCAUGUGUUUUAUGAGAUGCUGGAGGCUUUAACAGAAGAGCAGAAGUCAAAAUAUGGUCUACAAACAGCACCUAA